This is a messenger RNA of Alexandromys fortis (reed vole), 2701 nucleotides long. RefSeq names its product plasminogen activator, tissue type (gene Plat). Gene Ontology annotation, biological process: smooth muscle cell migration; platelet-derived growth factor receptor signaling pathway; plasminogen activation. Gene Ontology annotation, molecular function: serine-type endopeptidase activity. Gene Ontology annotation, cellular component: extracellular region. The coding region runs from base 209 to 2002 and encodes 597 amino acids. The record is from RefSeq and is a predicted model, not a curated record. The transcript has 15 exons. NCBI's taxonomy places the organism in Eukaryota, Metazoa, Chordata, Mammalia, Rodentia, Cricetidae.
UGGCCCGGUCCACCCGGCACCCACCGGCACAGGAGAAACCCGCCUACACAGAAUCACUGGCCCCACCCCUCCUUCUCCCUUAAAAUUGGCUUGAGCUGCUCAGGGAGACAGAGCCUGCGGUAACCCAGAGCUCAGCACUGAGAAGAAGCCCCAGCGAGGCUGGGAAAAGAAGCGAGAACUCGCGGACACAGAAGAAACGGGGAGCAAGAUGAAGACAGAGCUAUUGUGGGCACUGCUGCUUUGUGGAGUGGUCUUCACAUUGCCUGGUCAGGGAGUGCGCCACAGGUUCAGAAGAGGAGCCCGAUCCUACAAAGAGAAAGGCACCGGAGCAGAGGCUAGGCGUCUGCAGAAGGAAGCAGCUCCGCUCCUGACGCUCCUGACGUGGCCUAAGAGGAGAGCCUGGCUCCAGCUGAGAUGCUGUCCCUCCUUGACCUGCAGAGAUGAGCAAACACAGACAACGUACCAGCAGGAUCAGUCGUGGCUGCGCCCCAUGCUCAGAAGCAAUCGGGUGGAAUACUGCCGCUGCAUCGGUGGCUUGGCGCAAUGUCACUCGGUGCCUGUCCGAAGUUGCAGUGAACCAAGAUGCUUCAAUGGGGGUACAUGUCAGCAGGCUAUGUAUUUCUCUGACUUUGUCUGCCAGUGCCCUGAUGGAUUUGUUGGGAAACGCUGUGACAUAGAUACCAGAGCAACGUGUUUUGAGGACCAGGGCAUCACCUACAGGGGCACGUGGAGCACAGCAGAAAAUGGGGCUGAAUGCAUCAACUGGAAUAGCAGUGUUCUGUCCCUGAAGCGCUAUAAUGCAAGGAGGCCGGAUGCCAUCAAGCUGGGCCUUGGGAAUCACAAUUACUGCAGAAACCCAGACCGAGACUCCAAGCCCUGGUGCUAUGUGUUUAAGGCGGGGAAGUAUACCUCGGAGUACUGCAGCACACCAGCUUGCCCUAAGGGACAAAGCGAAGACUGUUACGUUGGAAAAGGGUUGACCUAUCGUGGCACCCACAGCCUCACCACAUCCAGGGCCUCCUGCCUCCCGUGGAAUUCCAUGAUCCUGAUACGCAAGAGCUACACAGCAUGGAGGACCGACUCACAGGCACUCGGCCUGGGCAGACAUAAUUAUUGCCGGAAUCCAGACGGGGAUGCCAAGCCUUGGUGUCACGUGCUGAAGGACGGAAAGCUGACGUGGGAGUACUGUGACGUGUCCCCGUGCUCCACCUGUGGCCUGAGGCAAUACAAACAGCCCCAGUUUCGAAUUAAAGGCGGGCUGUUCACAGACAUCACCUCGCACCCUUGGCAGGCUGCCAUCUUUGUCAAGAACAAGAGGGCUCCUGGAGAGAGGUUCCUGUGUGGAGGAGUGCUGAUCGGUUCCUGCUGGGUGCUGUCUGCGGCCCACUGCUUUCUGGAGAGGUUUCCCCCCCAUCAUGUUAAAGUGGUCUUGGGCAGAACAUACCGGGUGGUUCCUGGAGAAGCGGAGCAGACAUUUGAGAUUGAGAAAUAUAUAAUCCAUAAGGAAUUCGAUGAUGACACUUACGACAACGACAUUGCAUUACUGCAGCUGAGGUCAGAUUCCAAACAGUGUGCCCAGGAGAGCAGCUCUGUCAGCACCGCCUGCCUUCCUGACCCCAACCUGCAGCUUCCUGACUGGACAGAGUGUGAGCUGUCUGGCUACGGCAAGCAUGAGCAAACGUCUCCUUUCUUCUCCGAGCGGCUGAAGGAGGCUCAUGUGAGGUUGUACCCACCGAGCCGCUGCACGUCACAGAAUUUGUUCAAUAAAACCGUCACAGGCAACAUGCUGUGUGCUGGAGACACCCGAAGUGGAGGCAGCCAAAAUCUCCAUGAUGCGUGUCAGGGUGACUCGGGAGGACCGCUGGUAUGCAUGAUCGAUAAACACAUGACCUUAGUUGGCAUUAUCAGCUGGGGCAUUGGCUGUGGGCAGAAGGAUGUCCCUGGGGUAUAUACAAAGGUGACUAAUUACAUAGACUGGAUUCAAGACAACAUGAAACAAUGACCCAGGAAACCCAGCUCCUUGGAUGCGAAGAAGGACCUGCCUUCCUCUUCUAUAGAAAACACAUCUAAAAGGCCAAGUGUCCUUUACACUGUCAUCUUUAAACAACUGCCACUCGGCAGAGGGACAGAGGACUUCACAGUUCGUGAGUUUUCAAGAAUGAAGGUCUGACUUUAGGAUAAAUUCUGUCCGAUGAGACGAUGGGAAAAUGCCAGUCUCCCAUAACUCCAGGAUUUAAAAGAGAAAGGUAGACCAAAGUCCAUCAUGCUGGUCCACCAUUUUGUACACUGGACCACAAGACACAAGAACACAAGACCAUGUCUCGACAGUAAAACACCACUUGAUCUUUCAGGAAAGUUUGCAUUAGGGACAAGAAUACAUACUUAUAGUCACAAGAGGGCCCAGCAGGGCCUCUAAGAGAUGGAGGGGUUGGCUGGCCAGAUCACAGCCCCAUAAAACCCUUGACAUCCAAUAUACCCCACCUCCUGCCCACCUUUCAACUCUUGGGAGGUUUUCCUUUAUAGACACUGUAAAUCUUUAUUCAUAAACGAUAUCGAUGGUUGGGAGAACUGUGUGAUUUUAAUAACUGAUGAAGUAGCAUUAGCAUAUUUAUAUAUUAAUCUAUUUACGUUUUUACUUUGUUACUAUAACUUUGUAUUAUACUGUACUUAAAUAAUAAAUCCAAAGGUAUUUUUCACACUU